UCAGUCGCAUAUAGGGUAAAAGGACAACUGAUUUAAAUAGCAUACUGAGCAUACUGAGCAUAAGAGCAGUUAUGUUAUGACUGAAAAUCGGAAUUUACAAGGUAGUGCUGUUUUUGGUUUGCAUCUGAUGUACUGAAGAGUUUUAUUGAAUAUUUCUUAUAAUACCGUACAUAUAACCCAUCAUGGAAUGGAAGACAAGCUCAGUGCGUGACGCCACCGGCGUUGGCUUUGACGUCAUAGAACACGAGGAACUGGUCUCGCCGGCGAACGCGAAGAAGAUCGAGCCCGAACAGCAAUUGAAGGACAUAAAGGACUUCCUGUACCAGGACCAUGACAUCCUGCUGUGCAGCUAUCCCAAAACUGGUUCGCAUUGGUUCAACAACAUUGUACACUUCCUCGUGCAUCCGGGGCCGGUCAAUGACAUUAUGUCGGUGUCCCCUAAGAACCUGGACCUGUUGCCAGUCGAGAUGGUGGCGCAGCAAACUCCUCCCAGGAUCAUUCUUUCUCAUCUCGGACCGUCCCGGUUGCCCACCGAUCAUCUCCAAAAUGGCGGAAAAAUUAUACUUAUCACACGCAAUCCACGUGACACUAUGGUCGCUAAUAGAUACCACGUGAUGAAACACGAGAUAUUUGACCGAGCAGAGAUGGAAUGGGGCGCAUUCUUCAAAUUUUGGAUUGACGGAAAGAUCCCUCCGGGCAACUAUUUUAACUAUUUCGGUUCCUGGAAGAAAUUCAUCGCUGACCAAAAACCGAACGUUCUCGUCGUCCAUUACGAAAAUAUGAUUUUGAAUGGCGUUUCGGAGCUGCGACGUAUCUCGGACUUCUUACAAGUGACAAACUCUGACGAGCGGCUAAAACAGAUACAAGAAAGGUGCAGCCUUUCAACCCCGCAGCAAGUCGGAACCAGCGGAAAAGUGCAUGGGACCCCGCUGAAAGACAAAUAUGGACUGAAUGGCCAUUGGAAGCAACACUUUACAGUAGCCCAGAGCGAGGAGUUUGACACAGUGGAAGCAAUGCACAAAGAAAGCAUAUUUCAGAUAUAACGUACUAGAUCUUGACUUGUUUUUCAGAAUGCCAAUAUAAUUGUUCAAGAAACAUACCUAAGUGAAGCAUACUUUCAUGUUCUCUUGAAAUGUGUUACUGUAAGUUAUGUAAUGUGUUUUGUUUAAAUAACUUAUUCUAAACAAAUUUAGUAUUAUUGUGACUGUCAGUUUUCAGAAAAAACAAACAAAUGUACUGAUCAGGUUUUUUAGUAUAUUCUCGAAUUAAACCUGAUUUUUGUUUUGCAAAUACUUCGAAGCAAAUGACAACAUUUUUUGCAAUUCCGUCUGCAAGUCUUAAAUUUGCCACAGAUUUCGGAGAUUCUAGUUUACUGUUCUAAUGACUAUAUCUGAAAAAUCUGUUCAAAUGAUGCACAUUUUAAGUUUGCAAUAGAAGGAGUUAUUUGUAUGUUAUGUUGAAUAUAUUAGAAAAGUACAUGGUAUGUGUAAACGUUUGGUGUAGUAGGCACUAUUGGCGAACGUUACGCAAUAAUAGCGGAGAAUUACGCAAUAAUGUAUGUAUUGAUGAAAGAGCCAUACUAUAUAACCAUUUAUCGUGUAUUCGAGACGUAAGUAUACUAACAGAGUUAGAAAUUGUACACAAGAAAUAAAAUAAAAAGUAAUAGGCA
Molecule: messenger RNA, 1669 nt
Organism: Dreissena polymorpha
Lineage: Eukaryota; Metazoa; Mollusca; Bivalvia; Myida; Dreissenidae
Product: sulfotransferase 6B1-like
Exons: 7
Coding region: 183-1043 (286 amino acids)
Biological process (GO): sulfation
Cellular component (GO): cytoplasm
Molecular function (GO): sulfotransferase activity
Source: RefSeq, a predicted model, not a curated record